UUUAACGUGACGCCACAGCUUGCGCCUUCUUGUCCUGACGCCUUAAGUUCGCGGGCUGUGUGUCAGUAGCUUCCUGGUGGAGACUAUAGUGAGGGCGGCUGCCGGUUAUACCUAAGUUUUCUUUCGUGUAAUUUAGACUACCGGCUUUGUUCGGUUUUUGGAAGGCUCCGGUUGACGCCACUCUGCUGUGUACAAUUUGUGAGGUUAAAAGCAGGCCCUGAGUUGCAGUAAUGGCGUCCUCUAUGUCCCGAAUGCGCGCUGUGGGAGCCCGUGCUCGCGUAAAUGACGCUAUUGUUGUAGAUUAUAAAAAUGGUUUAUAUGCUUCAAGAGAACUAGACAACUUUGGUGGCCCAUCCUAUGCAAGGCAAAACACAAGUGACAGCAAAUUUUCCAGGUUUGGACCUUAUGAGUCUUAUGACUCUAGGUCUUCUCUGGUUGGGCGAGAUCUGUACAGAUCUGGCUAUGGUAAUAGUGAUCUCAAACGCAACAGCUUCGGAGAUAGUUUUGGUGAUCGCUAUGAAAACUACCGGAAUAGCCUUGACACUUUUGAAGGUAGAAACCAGGGCAGGUCUAGCUGGGAAUCUCCUUACUCACGUGAAGCAUUGAGGAAUGAUUAUAUGGAUGGCAGAGGAAGAGACGAUUACUCUUCCUACGGCAGAGUUUCUUCACCCUACAAUAAGCCUGCAGCUGUAGGCUCUCUGGGGAGAGGAAUGCCUGGUUUUCCUGGCAGUGCAUUUGGCAGCAGAAGCUUUGCUGCUUUUGGAGGACCAUCACCAGGCAGAGGUCGUGGCAGAGGACAAAGGGGAGGAUAUGCUAUAAAAGCUGGAGCUGAAAGAGGUGCAAAACGGAAGAAUGUGCAGCCUUCCAAGCCUUCUGAAAAUCCUGUAAAGCGACAAAAAGUGGUAAAAUCUGGACCAGCUCAAACUACCAAAAAAAAUUCUCCACAAGUGAAGAAUGAUGCUGAGGAAGAACGCCACACUGAACUACGGAAAGAGCUGCAGAGGCGCAAGAGGGAGAAGUACAUUGAGAAAUAUGGUGAUGGAUACUGGAUGGCAUUCACAUGUUCAUUUUGCAAAUUUCGAUCUUUUGAUGAGAAAGGCAUCGAUGAACAUUUAAAUAGUGAUUACCACAAGGAAAUGCUAAAUCAUAUUCAGAAGCAAACAAAGUUUGACCAGACUGCUAUUGACUUUCUUCAUGAAAGUAUUGUAAAUAAGUACAAGAAAAUGGCAGCUCGCAAAGCUUCUUCUCAGAGUGGCUCUUCAAACCAAGUGCAAAAAGAUAUGAUGGAAGGUAUUACGAUUGAGGAUCACAUGGUCAAAGUUGAGACAGUGCAUUGCAGUGCCUGCAAUAUUUAUGUUCCUGCUGUACACAUUUCUGUACAGUUGCAUCAGAAAUCUCCUGAACAUUUAAAGAACAAAGCGACUUACAGGGAACAAAUAAAACGAUCAAGUGUUUUUACUGCUACUAGUAUCUUGAACAAUCCAGUUGUGAAGGCACGAUAUGAAAUGUUCUUGAAGGGUGAAAAUCCCUUUGAGAGUCGGGAACCUGAUGUGACUGCUGAUAUGGACACUGGUGCAGAGGGUGAUGUGCAUGUAGACACUGAAGAUGCUGACGUAGAAGAUGCUGACGUAGAAGAUGCAGAAGCAGCAGCUGAAGCAUUAUAGUCAUAAAUAUUUCAUAUGGUCAUCAGUGGCCGUUUAAUAUGACUAAAAUGUUAUCAAAACAAUGUUAAUCCCCAUUUUUAAUAGUUUUUAGAUUUUUAAUUUUUUUUAUUUUGCAGUUUGCAUUAUGCAUAUAUUCCAAUUUAACGUCUUUCUGAUGUACAUAAAAUGUUUUAGCUUGUUUCAUUGUUAUUUGAACGUUUUUAGUUCUAUUGCUCGUUUUGUUUUCUAGCAUACACCUGAAAAUACAGAACCAUCUUUGCCUGAAUUGUAGCUUCUGUGUUUGUACACUUUAAUUUCUAGCAUGCUUUGACCAAAGCUGUGAUAUGAUCUGUUUUUGUUUCCUCUUGCCAUUUAGAUAAUGCUGAUCUACUGAUUAAAAAUAAAGAUCUGAUUUUGUUAAUGUAAA
Messenger RNA from Bombina bombina (fire-bellied toad), 2070 nucleotides. RefSeq names its product DBIRD complex subunit ZNF326. Gene Ontology annotation, molecular function: DNA binding. Lineage: Eukaryota; Metazoa; Chordata; Amphibia; Anura; Bombinatoridae. Gene Ontology annotation, biological process: regulation of DNA-templated transcription elongation. Gene Ontology annotation, cellular component: DBIRD complex; nucleus. The record is from RefSeq and is a predicted model, not a curated record. The coding region runs from base 231 to 1664 and encodes 477 amino acids. The transcript is spliced from 10 exons.